AUGGGUUCUCUGGCCCUGCAGCUGUGCACGGUCUUCGGCCUGGUGGCUCACUCGGUUUCUGGCAGCCCCAUCAUGAGCCUGGAGCAGUCGCCUCUGGAAGAAAACAUGCCCCUCUUCGACGAUGUCUUCUCAGAGCAAGAUGCUGUCGACUUCAACACGUUGCUGCAGAGCAUGAAGAAUGAGUUUCUCAAGACGCUGAACUUAUCCGACAUCCCCCUGCAGGACUCAGCCAAGGUGGACCCACCGGAGUACAUGCUGGAACUCUACAACAAAUUUGCAACGGAUCGGACCUCCAUGCCCUCGGCCAACAUCAUUAGGAGUUUCGAGAACGAAGAUCUGUUUUCCCAGCCAGCCAGUUUUAACGGGCUCCGAAAGUACCCUCUCCUCUUCAACGUGUCCAUCCCUCAUCAUGAAAAGGUUAUCAUGGCUGAGCUCAGGUUGUACACACUGGUGCAAAGAGACCGCCUGAUAUAUGAUGGAGUAGAUCGCAAGAUUACCAUUUUUGAGGUACUAGAGAGCAGAGGGGACACUGAGGGCGAAAGGAGCAUGCUGGUCUUGGUGUCGGGAGAGAUCUACGGAACCAACAAUGAGUGGGAGACUUUUGACGUCACCGAUGCCAUCAGGCGUUGGCAAAGGUCGGGCUCAUCCACUCACCAGCUGGAGGUCCACAUCGAGAGCAGACACGACGGAACCGAAGAUGCCGGCAGGGGACACCUGGAAAUAGACACCAGUGCCCAAAAUAAGCACAUCCCUUUGCUCGUCGUGUUUUCUGACGACCAAAGCAGCGGGAAGGAGCGGAAGGAGGAAGUGAAUGAGAUGAUCGCCCAUGAGCAACUUCUGGAGGUCAACAACCUGGGCCUGGAAGGCUAUUCCAGUGGGCCGGGAGAAGCAGCCCUGCUGCAGAUGAGGUCAAACAUCAUCUACGAUUCUACUGCCCGCAUCAGAAGGAACGCUAAGGGAAACUACUGCAAGAGGACCCCGCUCUACAUCGACUUCAAAGAGAUAGGCUGGGACUCUUGGAUCAUCGCCCCCCCCGGAUACGAAGCCUACGAAUGCCGUGGGGUUUGCAACUACCCCCUGGCAGAGCACCUCACACCCACAAAGCACGCGAUCAUCCAGGCCUUGGUCCACCUCAAGAAUCCCCCAAAGGCUUCCAAGGCCUGCUGUGUGCCCACCAAGCUAGAGCCCAUCUCCAUCCUCUAUUUAGACAAGGGCGUCGUCACCUACAAGUUCAAAUACGAAGGCAUGGCAGUGUCCGAAUGCGGCUGUAGAUAGAAGAGGAGUCCCGUGCUUAUUUAACGACUGUAAAUGUGUAUAUUUUGUGCUCCUAUUUAAUGAGAUUAUUUAAUAAGAGUGUACAGAUCACAGAGGCUGGCUGCCUUAGGGAAGUGGGCAAAUCAGUUUGUUGUAAUGUUGAAAUGCGUAUUUUGCUAAUUCAGUCUCGUCCCUUCCAAUCCGUUUUUCUCUGGACUUGCCGUUUGCUGGCAUUGCCACUUCCGGCAGCGAGUGGCAAGCCCCGCUCACUGUCUAACCCGAGCUAGAGUGUCAGAUGGUAGGUGUUUGUGUAUGUAUAUGUGUAUAUAGGCCAACUCAUAGAACUCUUCUGGUUCCAUAAAGGUAGAUUAUACUCACACGUGUGCACGACUCCAUGAAAUGUGUAUAUAUUAAAAACCAAUGGUACGUUUCCAGUCAACUCUUCUCUGAGUAGGAUCUGUCUCAAGAUAAUUAGCACCCAGGGUUCGAGCAUCCUGGGAUCAGUCCUAGGAAUUCCUAAAUGCUACUGGAGGCGGAGGCGUCGCUUUUAUGGGUUGCGUUUUCCCUGGUGCUCAGAGCCACAGGACCAGGUAAAGGGCACUCGCUGCCUGUUUGAGGGGAGAGUGAUCUGAUGUGGAAACCAGGUGGUUUCCAGAGGCAGCGGCCUCAAGCUACACUAGCAAAGGAGGAGCCCCCGGAGCACCGCUGCGCUCUAGAGGGCAGCACCCGGUCAAGAAAAGGCGACCGAGGAGCCUG
This is a messenger RNA of Nyctereutes procyonoides (raccoon dog), 2010 nucleotides long. It is a transcript of the gene BMP10, whose product is annotated as bone morphogenetic protein 10. The record is from RefSeq and is a predicted model, not a curated record. Gene Ontology annotation, molecular function: cytokine activity; growth factor activity. Gene Ontology annotation, biological process: BMP signaling pathway; SMAD protein signal transduction. The transcript is spliced from 2 exons. Lineage: Eukaryota; Metazoa; Chordata; Mammalia; Carnivora; Canidae. Gene Ontology annotation, cellular component: extracellular region. Bases 1 to 1275 code for a protein of 424 amino acids.